Messenger RNA from Priapulus caudatus, 1557 nucleotides. RefSeq lists its product as uncharacterized. Bases 657 to 1382 code for a protein of 241 amino acids. NCBI's taxonomy places the organism in Eukaryota, Metazoa, Priapulida, Priapulimorpha, Priapulimorphida, Priapulidae. The transcript is spliced from 3 exons. The record is from RefSeq and is a predicted model, not a curated record.
AGACGAUAGGCAUAUAUGAUGUAGAGGAGAUAGACGAUAGACAUAUACGAUGUAGCGGAGAUAGACGAUAGACAUAUUAUACGAUGUAGAGAAGAUAGACGAUAGACAUAUACGAUGUAGAGGAGAUAGACGAUAGACAUAUACGAUGUAGAGAAGAUAGACGAUAGGCAUAUAUGAUGUAGAGGAGAUAGACGAUAGACAUAUACGAUGUAGCGGAGAUAGACGAUAGACAUAUACGAUGUAGCGGAGAUAUACGAUAGACAUAUACGACGUAGAGAGCCAGAGAGGAGUAGAACAAGAAAAAACUAACGCGGCGACGAUACCCACUCAUUAUUAAAAAUCACAGUACAAUAGUUAAGUUCAAAAUUAAAGAAGCACGACGAUCGUAACUACCUGAAUGACACAAAGUAUCACCUUAUGUGCUCUGCAUUUUGUUGCAGAAUAUAAUACCCUGAGUAGUAUUCCAUUCAAUGUUCCUGAAAAAUAUUUUUUGUUUAGAUAUAGCACUCGGAAACUAGUCUUUAUUUCUCUAUUUUUAUUAUCCAUAUCAAAACGGACUCCGGCUGAUUUCAAAUGAGGACCUAUGUAUAUAAUGACUGUAUAAUGCUCGUUAGCUAAACAAUUAACAUUGUUUAUAGCUGUAAUACUAUGAGCUAAUGGUUUCAGAAUUUGCUAUUGGAGAAUUGAACAACAGACUCUCCAGGCAAUACACAACUCGUUUUCCUCAAGCUUCGUCAGGAUUCGGUCGCUGCGAACGACUUGUUCCACAUCAGUUCCACACUGUCAUCACAGCGAAAGCACAAGAUGGCACCCUCAAGAUACGCAUGAUAAUACUUGCCAGUGUUACGGGUGCAGGAAUUCAAGAAUUCUCAGUUACCAUUGGCUAUAGUCCACACAGGUCCGCAGCUAUAAGACUAGAAGCGUUGCAGCGCAUCAAUAUAUACGCGGUCUUCCGUAACUGCGCCAUCACAGAUGGUGUCGACCAAGAGCUGUGUGCCUGUAAUCUCAAACGGUCAUUCCCAGACUUCACAGCCAUUAAAUUAAUUAGUCAAGGAAAAUACGUGAAUGUCUUUGGCAAACCAUCUCAAAUUCGCAUAGAAAUCAUACGGGAGUCAAGAGACAAAUUCGGGAAAUCUGAGCGUGUUGAAAUAGCGAUCAUCAAACGCAACGUCGGCGAUGCAAGGGUUGUGUACGAGGUAGCUAAUCCAUCCGAAAAGACUGUUUCAUUUUACUUCAGCUUAACUGCAACAAACUGCGACGUAUCUGCAAAUGAAACUCAGCAAGUUACAUUACGCCCAAGAGACAUGAGAUUUUUAUCAAUAGUCGUACCAUGGAGUGGGCCUGUAAAAUGCAGCCACAACUAUAGCCUGACCACAGACUGAUGUCGGCAUGGUACAAUCUAAACAGUGAUAACCUCAUAGCUGGCGUCAAUGCACGUCAUUAAUAUGGAGUAAAGGUCAUACGGAGUCGAGCAGUUUAUUAAAUGAAAUUAGGUUCAUGUCGUAAACCUAAGCGAUUUUUAGGGUGGCUACUAGCAUGGACUCAUAUAUAUAUAUA